Molecule: messenger RNA, 900 nt
Organism: Chrysochloris asiatica (Cape golden mole)
Lineage: Eukaryota; Metazoa; Chordata; Mammalia; Afrosoricida; Chrysochloridae
Gene: GGPS1
Product: geranylgeranyl diphosphate synthase 1
Exons: 3
Coding region: 1-900 (299 amino acids)
Biological process (GO): isoprenoid biosynthetic process
Molecular function (GO): prenyltransferase activity
Source: RefSeq, a predicted model, not a curated record
AUGGAGAAGUCUCAAGAAACUGUCCAAAGAAUUCUUCUAGAACCCUACACGUAUUUACUUCAGUUACCAGGUAAACAAGUGAGAACCAGACUUUCACACGCUUUUAAUCACUGGCUGAAAGUUCCAGAAGACAAACUAAAGAUUAUCAUUGAAGUGACAGAAAUGUUGCAUAAUGCCAGUUUGCUCAUUGAUGAUAUUGAAGACAACUCCAAACUUCGACGUGGCUUUCCAGUGGCACACAGCAUCUAUGGAAUUCCAUCUGUCAUCAACUGUGCUAAUUAUGUAUAUUUCCUUGGCUUAGAAAAAGUCUUGACCCUUGACCACCCAGAUGCAGUGAAGCUUUUUACUUGCCAACUUUUAGAACUCCAUCAGGGACAAGGCCUAGAUAUAUUCUGGAGGGAUAAUUACACUUGUCCCACUGAAGAACAAUAUAAAGCUAUGGUACUGCAGAAGACAGGUGGACUAUUUGGAUUAGCCGUAGGUCUCAUGCAAUUGUUUUCUGGUUACAAAGAAGAUUUAAAGCCACUACUUGACACACUUGGGCUCUUUUUCCAAAUUAGAGAUGAUUAUGCUAAUCUGCACUCCAGAGAAUAUAGCGAAAACAAAAGUUUUUGUGAAGAUCUUACUGAGGGAAAAUUCUCAUUUCCUACUAUUCAUGCUAUUUGGUCAAGGCCCGAAAGCACACAGGUACAGAAUAUAUUGCGCCAAAGAACCGAAAACGUAGAUAUUAAAAAAUACUGUGUUCAUUAUCUUGAGGAUGUAGGUUCUUUUGAUUACACUCAGAAGACUCUUAGAGAGCUUGAGUCUAAAGCCUAUAAACAAAUUGAAGCCCGAGGUGGAAACCCUGAGCUAAUAGCUCUAAUAAAGCAUUUAAGUAAGAUGUUCAAAGAAAAUGAAUGA